UGUCCGAUCGUGACCGUGGUAGCAAACAGAGGGUAAAGGAGGGAGCGAGGUAAAAAAUGGAGAAAGGGAAUAAACGAGAGAGAUAAAUCGAGGAGUCGAAGGGACCGAGAAAUAUAAACAGUGAAACGAAGAAGAGGCGAUGGUGAUUUUUGUGCCGUGGAGGAGGAGAGGAAGUUUCGAGGAGGAUAGAAAGGUAAGCUGAGGUGGGUGGUGAUGGCGAUGGUGGUGGAGGCGGUAAAAGAGAAAAAGGGGGGCUGUGGAGGUGAGAAGGUAGGAGAACCAGCCUCCGCCAGUAUCCACGUGUUCAGUGUAGUAGCGCGUUAUGACCCGGAUGUUAGAUCGUAGCUGCAGUUUUGCGAGAACCUGCCGACCCGGAUGUCUCGUUCGUCGCCUACCAGUGAUCCGCUACUAAUGUCCUCCUGGUCACCGAAAUAUGUUCAAUCGGAUAGAUGCGAGCAAAUCAACGAAAGGUGCCAGCAAACUUCGAAGGGACCUGAUAAAUGCCGAAAUCGCCAACUUACGUGAUUUACUGCCAUUACCACCCUCGACUCGUCAGAGACUUUCCCAGCUACAGCUUAUGGCUUUGGUUUGCGUAUUCCUUCGAAAGGCCAAUUAUUUUCAACAAGCCUUGAAAAACUGUCCGUCCGACUCUUCGAAUAUCCCGACUCCUAAUAUAGGAUUUUCAAAAGCCAUGUCCGGAUUUAUAAUGAUGAUGACCCAGCAAGGGAAACUGUUGUAUAUAUCGGAAAAUGCCGCAGAAUAUCUUGGACACUCUAUGGAAGAUUUAUUGAUCCACGGAGAUAGCGUUUACGAUGUGAUAGACAAACAGGAUCAUAUGGUUGUACAAAAUCAAUUAUCUAGAAAUAGUCCAAUUCCAAGCGAUAGAAGAUUAUUCCUUUGUCGCAUCAACGUGUCUAGAAAUUCUCGAAGACAACUACGUUUUGGCGAUCAGAAGGUGGUUCUUGUCGAAGGUCAUUUUUUACCUUUCGUUCCUGUUUGUAAUCGAAACGAAUUUGUUUUUCUUGCUUCGUGUACACCCGUUAUUUUACCGGAAACACGAGAAAGUAUCGUGCAGGGUGCGACUAAUAUUUUCACCACCAUUCACUCUAUGGAUAUGAAGUACCUUCAUAUUGAUAAAACAGCGGAAAGCCAUUUGGAAUAUACACGUAACGAAUUAGUAAACGUGUCAUGGUACAAUUUGUUGCAUUGGGAUUCUAUACGAACAGCGUACUGUAAGCAUCAGACUGUUAUCCAAUCUGAUCAAGAAAGAUCUGCAACCGCGCUCUUGAGACUGCAGAGUCGUUCUGGGCGAUGGUUCUGGGUCCACUGUGUUUUACAAGUGAAGGAUACCUCUGAAGAAUGUCAGCAUCCCAUCAUUGUCUGUACGAAUCAAGUUUUAAGUGAUAAGGAAGCGGAAGUAAUGCGCUCGAGCUCGUGGCUGUACCAGUACUCGUCCCAAUCAAAAUUCACCUACACGAUCUGCUCCGGUAGCCAAAAUCGUAGUGUGCCAUACGCGACCGGAAGUCAGAACAACCAGCAGCAAGACUACGCGAGAUCGUUGUCUCACCCCCACAAUAACGACCCUCAGCACUCUCCUGAUAUUCGAAAUUCCGAGCAGGAUGUUCACAAUUCCUCGAAGUCGCAAAUGAAAGAUUUCACAGGGAGAAGUACUCGAGAAGAUGCAGAGCCCGUAGACAUGUCUAUAAGUAGUAGCGAGCAUGAGAAUAGAAAUAUACACGUGCACAUGCAACACGGCCAUUAUGCUCUUGGCCAAUUCACAGACAGGUACAAAGCACACCACAAAAAUUCCUUAAAUUUGAGUGGUUAUAGAGCUAAGUUUAUUCAGUGUCAUGGUCAGUACAACGUGAACGCGUUGUCGCCCAAGUAUUACAUCACAGAUUUAGAUAAGGAGUAUUGUUGUAACGAGAGGGGCAGUACGCAUAAGCGACUUCCUGUUAAGGCCUUGUCGACAUCAACGGUAACAGGAACAGCGGUUGAUCCCUCCGAGUUGCCCAUGGAACAUUGGAACUCCAGUCCAGUAUGGUCCGACACCUUACAGAGGGUACCGGAUGUCGUUCAUCAAGAACUUAGCCCAUACGUAGCAACACCUACCACCCCAGUUGAUACUCCAGAUUCAGAGCUACACCCGGAAACGCCGAUUUUCAAUUUCGAUUGGACAGCCGAGCAACACGUGCCCAAUCUAAAGAUUACGUUUCGCAGUUCGAAUCAGGGAACCAGGAAGACCCAGGACGUUCAGCCGAUCACGUUACAGUUACCACGUAAAAAGGGCCAGUCCAUGAACGACUCUAAAGACUUUCCUAAAUGAGACUGUGCACUUUUUCAAUUGGUGCUUUACAGUUAGAUAGGCAAAUAUUAUAGAUUUUUUUUUCUCUAACACGUUGACUGUCACAGAAAAAUGGCUAUGUGUGAUAAGACAUUUUAUAUGUAUACUCAAGAUACAAUCCUUCCAUUUAUUAAAUUAAGCUCUAAAUAUAGAAAUUUAAAAAAAUAUUUUUGGUUUUUUUAGUAAUUCAUAGGUGGCAGUUAACGUGUUAAGUAGGCGGAAUUUUGCAAAUUUUGAGAAUCUAGCAGAAUACGAAGUGUUGGAAAUCAGUGGGAUUGUUGCACUGAUGCAAUUUAAAUUAUUUUAUCUUAUAUUGGUGACAGUCGAUCCAUUAAACUAGUUCCUAAUAUAGAAUCAUUAUAAGAUUUAAAGAUUGACUGAUAUCAUAUUAAAUUAUGAGAUCAAAUUCAGAAGUUGGUGCAAUGCAUUAAAAAAUUGUUUUUGUUGGAUGGAAAAGCUAUCAGUAUUAAAUGAAAUCUGUUUGCUGGUAAGAGAUAUAUGGGUAAGAUGCCAUAAAGUAUUAGGGUAAUAAGUGGUAGAAAUGGAAAAUUUUUGUAAUGUUUGUAGUAAAUAAUGAAUGCAAGAGAACAAGAGUACCUAAUUUUUAAUGUUAAAUGGUGAAGUAUAUUAACCAACAUCUAAAAGUUUCUUAAGAGAAAUUUUAGGAAAAAAUUGAAACCUAGUUUUUUUAGAAAUUAUUUUCAUCUUUAAUGGUGUAAAUAUCAAUGUAGCAGCGUUGUUAGUCUUCUAGCAAUGCGUUUAAAUAAUUAGUAAUCACGUUUACUUGCAUAAGUUCUAUCAGAAAUCCGGUUAUAUAUGUUGAAAAAGAUGUUCAUUAAUAAAGAACAUUUUCUAACACUUAUAUAAUGCCGCCAACGAGUUAUCGACUUACCGAUAUUCUGGAAUCGGGCAGCGCCGUCUAUUCGAAAGUAGCGGAAACUACUUGUCGAAUAGUUUCGGCGAUAUCCUGAUAUCCACAAUUUUUCUGUAGGGCGCAGUUUAUUCGUUUAGUAUCCUCGACAGCACAAUUAUUCGCAGCUCGUGUAUGUGAUUAAAUUGUGUAUUAGGUAUCAAAAAUAUAAGAAACAGAAGACAAAGUUGAAGAGAAGAUCGGAGUCGUGACUUCUGACAUCAUUUCCACAUUGUCUUCAGAAAUGUGUAAGCUGAAAAUUUAUACUCUAUUUUGUCGAUACAGAUACAAAUUAAAAUAACCUAUUUCUCAUUUA
Molecule: messenger RNA, 3570 nt
Organism: Osmia lignaria (orchard mason bee)
Lineage: Eukaryota; Metazoa; Arthropoda; Insecta; Hymenoptera; Megachilidae
Gene: dysf
Product: neuronal PAS domain protein dysfusion
Biological process (GO): regulation of transcription by RNA polymerase II
Molecular function (GO): RNA polymerase II transcription regulatory region sequence-specific DNA binding; DNA-binding transcription factor activity, RNA polymerase II-specific; protein dimerization activity
Source: RefSeq, a predicted model, not a curated record